UGCACUUGUUUCUGUGGGUUCAACUUCUUUACAGAACCAGGAGGCCAGGGUUUUUACCGGUGGGAGAGGUUUUAUUUGCCCAGAACCAUGGAUUACCAGCAGAAACUGGCUGAAAAACUUACUAUCCUCAAUGAGAGGGGCAGUGGGGUGUUGAUACGUAUGAACUACAUUAAGAAGCUAUGUGCAGAUCCCAAGCUGCGUCCAGGCUUCCUCUCAGAUAAAGUGAUGGAACCUGCUGUCAAGUACAUAAAUAAGAAAUUUCCUAAUAUUGACUACAGAGGAAACAUUCAAAACCUGACUUGCAUCCAGCGACAGAAAUCUGAGGUAUUAGCAGCCACAGCGAGCUUCUACGACUCCUUCCUGGAUGUCAUAGAGUUCAGGGAUCAUGUUUAUGAACUGCUGAACACCAUUGAUGCCUGCCAGUGCUACUUUGAUAUUGCUUCCAACUUCGAUUUCACCAAAAACUAUCUGGACCUGAUAAGCACCUAUGCAUCUGUUAUCAUCUUGCUCUCUCGCAUUGAUGACAAAAAGGUUUUGGUGGGAAUGUUCAACUGUGCUCAUGAGAUGACCAAUGGCAGCAGUGAUCCCUCAUACCCACGGCUUGGACAGAUGUUUGUGGAAUAUGACCAUCCAUGGAAGAAACUGACUGAAGAGUUUGGCCCUCACACAAGAUCUGUGACAGCAGCAUUGCUUUCACUAAAGAUGGUCUACCCUCGGAGGAACCUGCCUGCAGAGCAAUGGAGGAGCGCACAGCUCCUCAGCUUACUCAGCACUCCAGCUUCCAUGUUGGACCCGGCUUGCUGCGAAACUAUGGCAUGUGAAUACCUGUCUAUGGAAAUAAUGGAGCGCUGGAUCAUUAUUGGUUUCCUGUUGUGCCACAGCAGUCUGAACACAAACCAGGCCUCCCAGGAGCUUUGGAAGAUGGCUCUGCGGAGCGGCCUCUUCCUUAACCUCACCAGAGAAGAAGUCCUCAACAUACACAAAGUCUCUGAGGACCUCUUUGAUGGCAUGAAAGGAUACAGCAAGCGCAUUGCCGACAUCAAGGAAUGUCGUGAGCACGUUCUGGUCAACUGUGGAGCAAUGCACAGAGAGCGGAGGCAUUAUCUGAGAGUAGCACUGAAAGAAUUGUUCAAAGUUCUGGAAGAUGAACCUGGACUUCUUGGACCAAAGGCCCUAUUUGUCAUGAUGGCUUUGUCAUUUUCCCGUGACGAGGUCAUGUGGCUCGUCAGACACUCGGAGAACAUGCCAAAGAUGAAGACGCUAGAUGACUACAAUGACAAUCAGAUGGCUGAGCUUCUGUUUUUUAUGGAGAAGUUAAGAGGACUGAUGAAAAAGUACAACCAUGUAGUCCAGCGCUACCAUGUUCAAUAUCUUGCACAGUUUGAUGCCUUGCUUCUCAAUGAUACCAUACAGAACAUGUACGUUUGUCCAGAGGAGGAGUCGGUUCUGUUGAGCUCGUUUGUGUCAACCCUUUCUGCUCUUUCUAUUAAACAAGUGGACAGCAAAGAGGAGUUUGAUUUCAGAGGACUGCGAAUGGACUGGCUAAGACUACAGGCUUAUACGAGUGUAACUAAGGCACCUCUUCCACUGAAAGACUAUUCUGACUUAGCUAAAGUGAUGAACAUGAUCCAGUUCCACACCAGGAUGGUGGACAGUGUGGAAGAAAUGCUCCAUGAAACCUCAGAGCUCUCCAUAUUGUGCUCCUAUCCUCGUGUCUUUGAGAAGAUGUUCACCCAGAGCAGUGAGGAGAUGACCAUGAAGCGGUACCUCAUGUCCUUCCCUUCUGUCUGUUCUCACUUCAGUCAGUGUGGACACCCACUCUGCCCAGAAGAGACAGAGAUACUGGAGAAGAGAAGUCUGCGCCUGUGUGUGACCUUCUUGGAGCAAAUAGCAAAGCAGACAAGCGGUGUUGUGUUGGAGAUAUGUGCUGAGCAGCGCAAUCUUAAUGACCAGUUGCUGCCUAAGCACUGUGCAGAGUCCAUCAGUGCUGCUCGCUACAGAAAGCAGAAGAAACCUUUGCCAAAGAAAGGAGAGGUUCAAAAAGAGAAACCAGGUGCUGAGAGCCUGAGAAAAGACCGGUCGGUGACCACCAACAUGGACAAGUUGCACAUGAUGCUGACAGAGCUGUGCUCCUCCUACAGUCUCAGCGCAGACAUUAUUGUCUUUGAACAUGUUGUCGUGCCAGCAGAGUUCCUCCUUUCCCAGCUGGAGAUGCGUCUAACAGAAAUCAUCAUCAAGAUGACCAAUUACAACCAGACCACCCAGGAAAUAGCACGUCCCUCUGACCUGCUGGCAGGGAUAAGAUCCUACACAGCCAGCAUGCACUGCCUCGCAGGCUACAUCAACCUGGACGUCACCCGGCUGGUGAAGAGUGUGCUGCUGCAGCAGACACAGCCGCUGGACUCCCACGGAGGACCCACGGUUACACACUACUACACAACAUGGUAUCUGGAGGCUCUUUUACGUCAAGCGAGCAGUUCCUUGAUCGUCCACUGUCCUACGAUGCAGUGCUUCGUCAGCCAGAGUGCCGACAACGAACUGAGCUUCAGAGCAGAGGAGUUCUCAGAUGUAUCAGAGUUACAGGCUCUGGCAGAACUUAUUGGUCCAUACGGCAUGAAGUUUCUAGGGGAGAACCUGAUGUGGCACAUUACUUCUCAAGUCAGCGAGCUGAAGAAAAUGGUGAUUGAGAACAUGGACAUCCUGGUACAGAUGAAAAACAACUUUGACAAACCCGAGGAAAUGAUCAAUCUAAAAAAGAAGCUGACAGGAGGAGAAAAUGUCCUGAAAAGGAUGACCAUCAUCGGAGUGAUCCUCUCAUUCAGAUCCAUGGCAAUGAACUGCCUGAAAGAUAUCCUGCGGAAACAUUGUCCAUACCUGAUGGCACCCAUUGAAUGUCUAAGGAACUUCAUCUACCCUGAAACAGACAUCAAGGUGACUCUGGGUGUUUUUGAGCUGGCUUCUGCUGCAGGACUGAAAUGUGAUAUUGACCCUGCCCUUGUUGCAGCUAUUAGCAAUAUGCAAACAGAUAACACAUCAGUUGAAGAAGAGUUCAAGCUGUCUCGUUUGUUACUGGUCUACGUCGCUGUGUCGCUGCCUAUCCUUGCUCUGGACCCCAACUCCUUGUAUAGUCAAGAACACGGAGGUCACAAGAACAACAUCCACUGUUUAGCUGCAGCAAUCAAUCAACUGACUGCUGCCAUGUUCACCGUCCAGAACAAGAACAUUGAGCAGCAACUCAAAGAGUUUCUGCUGCUAGCCUCCUCCACUCUGCUUCAGCUGGGACAAAACGUGGAACGAGUGGAAGUCAAAAACCGAGAGUCCAUCUACUUGCUCCUGCACAUGAUUGUGGAAGACUCUCCGUUUCUGAGCCAAGACAUGCUGGAAAGCUGCUUUCCGUACGUUCUUCUCCGAAAUGCCUAUAGGGAGGUGCACAAGGCUGUCUUCAUGCCUACGGCCUGAAGACCUUUUGUUCAGAUCCUUUGCUUACCUAAAAUAAUAUUUUCAUACAGGUGUGUGUUGCUUGCAUUUCCUUUCUGCUUUGGAUUCACCCAUGUCUCUAUGUUGGCUAAUCAUAACUUUGACUUUUGAUAUGUUGAUUGCUGAGAAAAUGUAUUUUAUUUACUUACAGUAAAACAUGAAUCCAUUUUAAUUUUAGUUUUAGACAGACAUAUGCAAUGUAACUUUCAUUGGGAUUGAAUAGGUAUACAGCUUUCCUGUUUCUAAUAUCAUCUUAAAUUAUUUAAAGCAAUAAGACAGGUAUGUUCUGUGCAAAAUAUAUCAUUUUUAAUAUUUGAUCUCCAAAAUCAUUCACAGUGUUUUUUUAAAUCAUGAAUAAAGUGAAACAGUGG
Messenger RNA from Xiphophorus maculatus (southern platyfish), 3848 nucleotides. RefSeq names its product NCK associated protein 1 like (gene nckap1l). The record is from RefSeq and is a predicted model, not a curated record. The transcript is spliced from 31 exons. Gene Ontology annotation, cellular component: SCAR complex. The coding region runs from base 88 to 3459 and encodes 1123 amino acids. Lineage: Eukaryota; Metazoa; Chordata; Actinopteri; Cyprinodontiformes; Poeciliidae. Gene Ontology annotation, biological process: cell migration; neuron projection morphogenesis; cell morphogenesis.